This is a messenger RNA of Lolium perenne, 666 nucleotides long. NCBI's taxonomy places the organism in Eukaryota, Viridiplantae, Streptophyta, Magnoliopsida, Poales, Poaceae. The record is from RefSeq and is a predicted model, not a curated record.
AUGCUUCAGCUCCCCCUCGCCACCAAGGCCGGCCAGGAGCAAAGAAAAGGCAUACCUUGCAGCUCCGUGAAGAAACCCCACCUUGCCUCCACGGCCGGCCAGGGGAACGUCGGCAGAGCUGCCGGGAUAGAGAUGAGAACCCGCCUCCGCAGCUUCGUUGAAGAAGAAGACGGCGCUGCUUCUUACCCCUUCUCCCUCCAACCACCGGAGCAGAGAGAGGCCCAGGCCGCGCUCCCCCCGCCGCUCCCGGCCGCCGCGCGCGCGCCCGGCCCGCGAUUGGCCGCCGCACCCGGGCUUGCGCCGGCCGCCGCGCCCCGACCCGCUCCCCGGCCGCCGCGCCGCCUCCUCGUCGCCCCGGCGCGCGCCCCGAACACCGCGCCCGCCUCCUCGUCGCCCCGGCGCGCGCCCGCCUCCGUGCCCGGCCGCCGCGCCCGCCUUUGCUCCCGGCCGCCGCGCCCACCUCCACACCCGCCCCGCUCCGACCAUGCCCAGGCCGGCGCCGCCGCGCCCGACCCGCCCGACCUGCCCAGCCCCAAGCCGCGCCGCCCAGCCCCGCGCGCCGCCACCUUGCUAGCUAUGUCCGCCGCCGACGAGAUUCCGGCGCUCCCCGACGACGGCGCCGCCCCUCCACGGUCCGCGCCGAUGAGACGAGGCGAACGCGCCUAA